This is a messenger RNA of Hyaloperonospora brassicae, 882 nucleotides long. The record is from the annotation of a GenBank genome assembly. NCBI's taxonomy places the organism in Eukaryota, Oomycota, Peronosporomycetes, Peronosporales, Peronosporaceae.
AUGGUCUCGCUGUCAAACCUGACGGUCUGCACUGCUGCCAUCAUGCUUGCUGGCGGUAGUGGCGACGCCAAAAAGCACUCAAGUGGCGUCUGCUACGCUCCGUGGUACCAACCCGACGUCAACUGGAAGGUUCUUGCCGACGACAUGAAGCACAUCUCUCAACACUUCUCCAGCAUUCGUACGUACCAAGCGCAGUUCAAUAACGUGAACGCCAUCACCGUGGCAGCUUCAGCUGGCCUUCGCAUCGCAGUUGGCGUGCAACUGACGGAUGUCCGUUGGAUCGACGCCGAGAUCCAAGCUGUUUGCGACGGCUACGCAAAGAGCCCUUGGGCCGUUGAAGCUGUUUACGUCGGCAAUGAAAACCUCAGGAAUGGUAUGUUUGGCACAUACACGGCUCAGCAGCUUGUUGACUACAUUCGCAGAGUCAAAAGCUGCGUAGGUGACACACCAGUGGGCACUUCUCAGCGUAUCACCGAGUGGCUAAGCGCGGAUACUGCCUAUUUGUUGGCCGACGCGUGCGACGUCAUUGGUGUCAACAUCCAUCCGUUCUUCACACCAGGCUCUCAACCUUCCAUUCAGAAGCUGGAGGCUCAAUGGAGCCUAAUGGUGUCAAAAUACGGCUCGAGCAAGGUCCGACUAACGGAGACGGGCUGGCCAUACGCUGGUGAGUCCUACGGGAAUAAAGGAUCUGGUGGCAACGUCCCGUCGACUGAAGGUAUGGCGCAGUACUUUCACGACUAUGUCAACCGGUGGUGCCGCAACAAGAGCCAGGCGUAUUGGUUUAUGAUGUACGACACGGCGGUGAGCUACACGGGUGCGGAGUACGAGACACACUUUGGUCUUUUCGGCAUCGACAAGUCGCCUCACAUCAACAUGCCGUGA